CGGUCCGGUUGACGUGUUGUUGCUUGGGGGAGGGAAGCGAAAGGUGGCAAAGUUCACUCUCCGGUCACCCGACUUGGGCGUCGGGGAGGAGGAAGCCGCGACGGGGGACCCCAGACCCCGGAAGGUCGUUGCCGCUUAGGGCUGAGGGGGCUUACCGUGCUCCAGCCUCACCGCCGGGGCGAUGGAGACGGCGACCGCCCCGACUGGGCCGUCGGCCGCCACUACGGGGACCCCCGAGUUGCUGGGCCCCGUGUCCAUGUUGUACGCCGCCCUCCUGGCCAAGUUUCUGGAGUUGAUUGCUACAUUACCUGAGGAUAUUCGACCUGGUGCUGAUUUUCGUGGAAUGCCCUGGGAGCCUAUAAUUAUUACAGUCUUACUGGGAAUUGUUUCAUUUGCCGUUUUCUUCUGGAGAACUCUCCUUUCAGUUAAGAACCCUUGCUCUAGCAGCAGUGAGCAGAAUGUGACUGAAAAACAGCUUGCUGAGAAGAUUAAAACUCUUUUACAAGAAAAAACAGAGAUUUUAGAAAAGAUGUCAGAAUAUGAUCAGAAGAUCAAAAAAGCAAAGGAGUCGGUAAAGGAAACCAAGAAACAGAAUAUUAAUCUUUCUGAUGAAGCAGCUGGCCUUAAGGAUAAAAUCAGAGGGCUUGAAGAAACAAACCAAAAACUGGAUGACAAAGUGAAAAAUCUCAAUUCAUUGUUGGAAACUGAAAAGGAACAGAAUGUAAAGAAACAGGACAUGAUAUUGGAAACUCAGAAAUCAAUAGAAAAACUACAAGAAGUUAUUACAAUGCAUUCUGUUGAACUUUCAGAGGUGCAGAUAGCCCUUAAUGAAGCUAAGUUCAGUGAAGAGAAAGUAAAGUCUGAACUGCAUCAUGUGCAGGAAGAAAAUGCACGACUCAAAAAGAGAAAGGAGCAGCUGCUGCAGGAAGCAGAAGGUUGGAGUGAGCGACACACUGAACUCAGUGAGCAAAUCAAAUUAUAUCAGAAGACUCAGAAAGAUAGUGAAGAAGCCCUUGCUUACAAAGAGAAUGAAAUUGAAGUUUUGACUAAUUGCAUUAUGCAGCUGAAACAACUUGAUCUUGAUUCUGAAUCUGAGCGCAAAAAUAACGAAGAAGGAAAUGGAUGGGAUGACUUAGCCAAUGGAGAGCUGUCAGAUAAAAUCACCUCAGAUAAUCGGAAUGAGAAGAUGAAGAGCCAGAUUAAACAGAUGAUGGAUGUCUCACGGGUUAAAACUACAUUAACAAUAGUUGAAGAAGAUAGAAACCAAUUGCAGUCCAAACUAAGUGAUGAAAUAAAAGCUCGGCAUGAAUUGGAAGAACAAAUUAAGAAGAUGGAACAUGACUCCUCUUCUCUGCAGUCAGCCAAAGCACAGUUAGAAAAUGAAUGUAAAACUCUGCAACAAAAAGUGGAGAUUCUCAAUGAACUCUACCAGCAGAAAGAGAUGGCUCUGCAGAAGAAGCUCACUCAGGAAGAGUAUGAAAGGCAAGAAAAGGAGCAGAAGCUCACUGCUGCAGAUGAGAAGGUCAGCUUGGUUGCUGAAGAAGUGAAAACGUAUAAGCAGAGAAUUCAGGAGAUGGAGGAUGAAUUACAGAAAACAGAGAGGUCAUAUAAGAAUCAGAUUGCUAGUCAUGAGAAGAAGGCCCAUGACAACUGGCUCAUUGCUCGUGCUGCAGAAAGGGCUCUUGCAGAGGAGAAGAGGGAAGCAGCCAACCUGAGACAGAAAUUAAUAGAAGUGAAUCAAAAGAUUGCAAUGCUCCAAAGACCAGUGAUUGUAAAGCCAACUCCAGGAAGACCUGAUCAUCAGAUUCCCCCACGGAGAGGGCCCCUCAGCCGAGACGGCUCUUUUGGUCCAUCCCCUGUGAGUGGUGGCGCACCCUCCCCGCCACUGAUGAUGGAACCACCUGUACGGUCAGUCUCUGCUACUCUUAACCGGAGAGAUGUACCUAGAAAUGAAUUUGGAUCUGUGGAUGGGCCUCCUCUUGGUCCUGGUCUGAGGAGGUCAUCUGAAGUAUCUGGAAGAACAUCUGCCUCUGAUUUGGGCCCUGGUCCAGUCCCUUUGAUGAAUAGUGGCCCAAGAAGCUCUUCUCCCUCAACAGUGCUGGAUGGCAUGGUUAACACUGGUCCCAAAGGCCACCCACCAUUCCCAGGAAUGCCCCUCAUGUCACCACUAGGAGGACUUGCACCACCACCUCUUCGGUUUGGACCACCUCCUCCACGAGGCCCUUAUGGGCCUCGACCUCUUCCUCCACCUCUCGUUCCUGUUGGUCCUCCACCUCCAAGCUUUCGGGAGUACUUACAUGGCCUUCCACCAGGAGCAAGGGACCUACCUCCUGACCCUCGAGAGUAUAUACGUGGACACCCACCUUUUGAACCUCUAGGCCCUCCUGGCCCAAGAGAGUACCUUCCUCCUGGCCCACGAUUACCGCCUCCAGCCCAUGGUCCAAGGGACUACCCACCUCCACCUUUUACAAGAGACUUGACACCUUCAGGUUCUAGAGACUAUGUCCCUCCUCAUCCACCUCAUGCCUCUCAAGGAAGCACACAGGACUAUAUACAGGCUCCAGAACAGAGCCCAUGACUUUAGCCUUCAAACUGAAAAAAUGGGACUGUUGGAACUUCAUACAGGUGAAAGACUUCAUUAGCUUCAAAAUAAAUUUUACUUUAAUUUCAUGAUUAGCUUCAUAUGUAGGUUUGUUUACUUUCUAUUUUUUGCAGGACAUUUUUUUUCCAAUUAAGCUGCCCCUGGCAUCAUUGUGCAUUUAUGAGCCAAACUAUUCAACCUCUCCAUAAUCUGAGAUGCAAAAAUAUAUUUUUUGCCAUGAAUGAGGACCUUUUAAGCUGUAGCUUUUUGCAGCUCUUUAAAUGUGCAAUACAAAAAUAUACCUGUGUUUUAGUUUUAUGUAAUUGAUGAUUUCAAAUGUCAUAAAUGUAAUCAGAACAUUUCCUGUGGAAAUACUUUAUUAAAAAAGGUUAAGCACUAUCCCUACUGCCUCAUUUUCCCUAUUAUUUUGUUAAACUGUUGUUAGUGUAGACCAUUCUGCAACAUACAUAUAUAUAAUAUAGUUAUUACGAAGGGACUGUGUGGAUAAACUUGAUUCUUUUUAAAAAGAUCUGGUCUUGAAGUCCAAGAGUAUAAACAAUUAAUCCUAAAAAAAUUUACUAAUGUAGUAAAUUAUUCUUCCCCUUCCGGGACUCUUGGGAAGAUGAUUAUUUUAUUAGUGCUGUAUAAACCAUCAUCCAAAGAAAAAAUUUUGUUAUUUCCAAGUAAUUCAAUUGGUUGAAAUGUUGAGAUUAAAUUCUAGCGUUAAGAUUCAAUUCAAUAUUGUGGCCUUUUGGAAAUGUGAGGGUCUAGCAGUUAAGGAAUGAUUUAAUAUAGGUUUCAAAGGUGUGGAUACUUAUCCCCAUUUUAAGACCCACCCAUCUGUGUUGCUUUUAUCCGAUGCUUCCUAAUAUUGCCUACUUCAAACAGGCUAAUAACAGCCAUCAUUGAAGUAAGAGUAUAAAAGUAAUUUUGGACUUAGCUGGCAAAAUUAUAAAGGAAAAUUCAAAUUAAACUAUUAAAAGUUUUAUUUAAGCUGAGAUAGGCUUUAUCUUCUCUCCCAUAAUCAAUAUAUUGCAAAAACCUCACUUGUGUUAAGAUAGAAUUUGAUUUUAAUCUAAGUGUGGAAUUCAUUUUCUUCCUGAACAUCCCUGAAUAAUAAAAAAGAACACAACUGUGUAUUAUUGCAAUUUAAAUAUUUCUUCCACAGUGAAGGCUGUUACAUAAAGGGCAUAGAAGUUGUUCUUAACAUGGUUAAGACAUUAAGGUGGACAAGACUUAUCAAUAUCCUUUGAAUUUAUUUGUAUUUCUUUUUAUAAAAUUGAAAAUAAAGAUUUCUCUGCAAACUGUCCUCUUCUUUGGUAAAUACAGGGUGUUAUCUUCAUUUCCUUCAGCACUGCAAAGAUGUGGACAAACACUUCAGGAGCAAAUUAUAGAUAAGCAGUGCUGGCUAACUCUAGAUAGCAAGCAUUUGUUGGGCCUUACAGACAGACUGAUAAAAAUACAUGCAAUGAUUAUAAAUAAAUAAGUGUUCUUAAGCAACUUCCAUCUGUUCAGGUUAAUAAAUUUCAACCUGAGAUUUAUUUAGAUUCGAGUUAAUGCAGUUAAUUCUAAUAAAUCCUAUUUAGAACAUUUUUUAGAAGAAUAACUGCUUAGGGAGAAGGUGGUGUUGGAUAGCAGGAUUUUGACUCGGGUCUUCUUUGAUUCCACUGCUUGCCCUAUAUACAAUAAGCUACAUUCAUUGAACAGAAUACUCAAAUCUGAUCUUAUUUUGGAUGUUUCUUCCAACUAUACAGAUCAAAACCCAUUUUAUGUGAUUCUUGUCCAUGUCCAUCAUGAGUUUGCCACCUGGAUGGGGUAGAAUCUACCCCUAAGUUUGCCAGUAGAAGCAUCAGCCAUCCACUGUGUUGGACACAAUUAUAGAUGAAUGUCAUUUGAGUCAUAGAGUUGCAUGAAUAAAGUGAAAAAUUUUCCAGGGUCCCUCUAGAAUCCUUUCAUGCUUUCCACACUUUAUGCUGCAAAUGGAAUAACUUUUUGGACUGAAAUCCAUUUUUAUAAAAAACAUGUGUUUGUUUCUAGGGCUAGGGGGAAGAGGGAGGCCAUGUUUUCUGGAUGAAAAGAAUUCCUCCCACAGAAUAAAGACAUAUGCAUGUAAA
Messenger RNA from Vombatus ursinus (common wombat), 4695 nucleotides. RefSeq names its product transport and Golgi organization protein 1 homolog. The record is from RefSeq and is a predicted model, not a curated record. The coding region runs from base 182 to 2578 and encodes 798 amino acids. NCBI's taxonomy places the organism in Eukaryota, Metazoa, Chordata, Mammalia, Diprotodontia, Vombatidae. Gene Ontology annotation, cellular component: endoplasmic reticulum exit site; endoplasmic reticulum membrane. Gene Ontology annotation, biological process: endoplasmic reticulum to Golgi vesicle-mediated transport; protein secretion; vesicle cargo loading. The transcript has 23 exons.